GGACUGGAGGCCAGACUCUCAGUUGUCUAUACAUCUAGAGAGCCUGGCCACCUGUCCCAGCAGCUUUUAACCUGAACUGUGCCCACUUACAGGAGAGUCGAGGGUGUGGGCAGAUUCUAGGUUUGCAGGUAUGACACUAAGGCAAGAGGUGGUGGAUCCCUAUCCUGGAACAGCCCAGGGAUCUAGGGCUGGGUGAAGCUUCCUGUCCUGUCUAAUCUUCUCAGCCCACUGCUUGUCUUCCCCCAAUUGUGACCUCAUGUUAUUCCAGAAUGUGCUCCUUCCUGGACCCCUUUUUCUUCUGGACCCUGAUCUGUAAGGGGGCUGGGGGCCACAAGUGGGGAAGGAAUGCACAAAGCUGGCAGUAGAGAAAGACACUAGACUUAGGCAGCCAGGAAUGGAUGCCAGCCCAGCCAAGUGGGACCUUUGGCCAUGGCCGGCCUGACCCAGCAGCCUCUGCCCCUUGGAGACCACCAGAUUGAGAGGAAGAGAAACCAAAGACUGGAAGAUAAGAAGGUCUGAGCUGCAGAAUAGGUGACAAGCAGAAGGCAGAAGGGACUCAGAAUUGGGGAAGGUGCCCUUCCCCCGGCCUUGGGGACAGCUGUCAGGGUGGGAGAAAGGUCCCAGGCCUCAGGCCAUGCCUGUCAGACCAGACAUAAGGGAUGCCAUGGCCUCUCUCCCGCCCCCCGCCCUCCCAACCACCUUCCUCACAAUGGGGUUCAUUGCUGAGGUGGGAGGGGCCUCCUAGGGAGGGCACAGCAGGGGGCCUGCCUGGCAGACACCCUCGGGGAGCCUGUCUUUUCAAGCAUGAGCCAUACCGUCUGGGCUCCCCCACUUCCAGUGUGCUCUUAGCUCUGCCUGCCUGGCGUGGGGUCCUGGAGACUUUCUUGGAGCUCAUCCAGCAACCAUCAUGCAGGGUGGUGCUGGGAACCGCCCUCUUCCUGGGAGGUGGAGGCCUCAUGCUGUGGAUGCAGAGGAAGAGGAGAAGGAAGGCAGCUUCUGAGGGUGCACAAGAUGAGCAAGAGCCACCAGAAAGCCACGAAGAAAAGAACGAGAACUGGAUCAAAUCGCACUUUAGCCGUCUUUCCGAAGAGAAGCUGCCCGCCGGAGGAACAGCCGGGACCAGCAGCACGGCCGGGGGCAACUGCGGCAUCACGGGGGCUCCCCAGCCUGACGGUGGCAUCGGAGAGGCCAGCACGACAAUCCCCGGGGAGACCUUCACCACCAGGCAGGGAGAAGAGGGCGCGGCUCUUCACCGGGAGUCCUUCACCAGCAAGCAGAGGAUGUCUGGGACCUUGGUGACCAAAGAAACCCCCAAGGAGUCUGAAAAAUCCUCGGCCACGGAGGAGGCCACGUGGGCCGCCGUGGCUGCCUGUACCAAGGACAUUGACGCCAAGGGACAGCAGCUGGCCAACUCCAUGCUGCAGCGUGCCACGGCGUGCCAGAACUCAGGCCACCUGGAGUCCAAGGAUAUCAACCAGGAAGAGCUGAAGGCGCUUGAGGAGGUGCAGUUAAAGCUGAAAGGCAAUUUCUUCACCCAGCGGGAAGCCACCAUAGCUGGCGCCAACCACACGCACACCUUCCAUAGUCACCAGGGCCACCAGGGUCAUCCAAGCCACCCGAGCCACCAGUGCCACAGCCUGCCCAAACGCAGCCAUCAGACCACCUAACCACGGAUGGACAUGCCCCUUCCCCCAACAAGGCUGGCACACACAGGCCUGUUUUCUCUCCGAUGUGGCAGCCUAGGUGGCCCAGACUAAGAUGCUGCCGCCCAAAUCCCCUCUUCGUCAGGCCCCCACAGGGGUCCUGGGCCCUUUUGACUCCUUGAGCAAGGGCUGCCACUGAUGUCCCCUGAUGAAGGAAGAGCUGGGUGGAAGCCAAGCAGACGCACAGGCCCCUGAAGACCCACUGAGAGGCAAUGAAAGAGGCCGAUACCAGGAGCAGCCAAGAGCACCUGAUGCCAAACGCCUGGACCUGAGCCAAUAAAGCCUUGAACACCCUCACUUAGAGUCUGGGGCUCUGAGGCCAGCCUCAGGUGCGGGCAGGCCAGUGGGGAGAGGGUUCCUCCUGCCACGGCCUCUGGGUGGGCUCCGUAAAAUUGAUUCCCGGGUCUCAGGUUCUGGGGAGUCUCCAGGGGGCUCAACACCCACUGCCCUGCUGUUGCCAGAGAGAGAGAAGCAGCAGCCGGGAGCUGGGAGGAGAGACAGGAUUUCAGAGGCAAGGAAGUAAAUAGGGGUGGGAGGUGGACCCACUGUUCUCUUGGUACCACCCUCACCCUGUAUACCCCUUCUCACUCUGUGCUGUUUUCCUGCCCCCCUCGCACCCGUGUUCGUGCCUCCCCACUAUCCACCUAUAGAGUGACUGUGUUGCAUGCUCCCUCGUUUUUGUGUUAC
This is a messenger RNA of Phacochoerus africanus (Common warthog), 2390 nucleotides long. It is a transcript of the gene C15H10orf62, whose product is annotated as chromosome 15 C10orf62 homolog. The transcript has a single exon. Bases 660 to 1667 code for a protein of 335 amino acids. The record is from RefSeq and is a predicted model, not a curated record. Lineage: Eukaryota; Metazoa; Chordata; Mammalia; Artiodactyla; Suidae.